Morus notabilis is the source of this 528-nucleotide messenger RNA. RefSeq lists its product as uncharacterized. Lineage: Eukaryota; Viridiplantae; Streptophyta; Magnoliopsida; Rosales; Moraceae. The coding region runs from base 1 to 528 and encodes 175 amino acids. The record is from RefSeq and is a predicted model, not a curated record. The transcript has a single exon.
AUGAAUGAAGUAUUCAAAGAGGUGUUAAGGAAGUACGUCUUAGUGUUCUUUGACGAUAUAUUAGUCUAUAGCCUGAGCAUGGAAGAGCAUUGGCGCCACUUGGAGAGGGUAUUUAAGAUUUUGGAGAAAAAUCAACUGGUCGUCAAGAAGGAGAAAUGCUCUUUGGCAAAGAGUGAAGUUCAUUAUCUUGGUCACAUUAUAUGUGUAGGGGAAGUAAAGGCUGACCCUACAAAGAUAGAUUCAAUGAAAUUGUGGCCCCAGCCCAAGAAUGUGAAGGAAUUGUGGGGGUUCUUGGGGCUAAUCAGGUAUUACCGCAGAUUCAUUGCAGGUUAUGGGCAGAUAGCUAGGCCCUUGACGGAAUUACUCAAGAAAGGGGCUUACAGUUGGGGAGGCGAAGCUAAUGCGGCAUUUGAGAGGUUGAAGAGGGCUAUGACCGAAUCACCGGUGUUGUCCCUACCUGAUUUUGACCUGGAGUUUGUGGUGGAGUGCGAUGCAUCUAAGUAUGGGGUGGGAGCUAUUCUUAUGUAG